This is a messenger RNA of Penicillium diatomitis, 1029 nucleotides long. Its product is annotated as putative nucleoside-diphosphate-sugar epimerase. The record is from RefSeq and is a predicted model, not a curated record. Lineage: Eukaryota; Fungi; Ascomycota; Eurotiomycetes; Eurotiales; Aspergillaceae. Bases 1 to 1029 code for a protein of 342 amino acids. The transcript is spliced from 3 exons.
AUGUCGUCAAUCAAAGUCUUUCUAACUGGUGCUACUGGAUACAUUGGCGGUGAAGUUUUGUACACCGUCACCAAUGCUCAUCCGGACUGGGAGAUCACAACUUUGGUUCGAACCAAAAAAAAGGCCGACCUAGUGUCUAGCAGAUAUCCCAAUAUUCACAUUGUUCAGGGAGACCUAGACUCAGUGGAGCUGAUUGAAGAACAGGUCAAGGAAGCCGACAUUGUGUUCAACUGUGCCAACUGCGACCAUGUCGCUUCGGCUGAAGCGAUUGCUCGAGGUGCUCGGCACCACACUGCAGAGCAUCCACUGUGGCUGAUUCAUACCUCAGGUACAGGCAUCCUCACUAUUGAGGACAAACGUGCUAACACAAUGGGCAUUGAACGCCCUAAAGAAUACAAUGAUUGGGAGGGAAUCAGUGAAAUGAUCAACUUCCCUGCUGACGGAAUUCACCGAGAGGUCGACAAGAUUAUCCUUGACAUGGGAACGCAGAGCCCCAAAAGAGUACACACCGCGAUCGUCUGCCCUCCCGCCAUUUCAGGGCCUGGUCGAGGACCUGUCAAGACCAAGAGUAGCCAGGCGUACCGACUCAGUGCCGCCGUCCUGACGCGAGGCUCAGGAAUCUUGAUCGGUAAAGGCGAGAACGUUUGGCACCAGGUCCACGUCCAAGACUUGAGUAAUCUGUUCUUGGCGCUUGGUGAUGCUGCUGCUGAAUGCGGAGGCAACGCAACCUGGAACGAAGAGGGCUAUUAUUUCGCUGAAGAUGGCUCCUUUGUUUGGGGGGACAUCCAGCGCGAGAUUGCAAAGCAAGCACAUUUGCAGGGAUUGAUCAACUCACCCGACGUGCACGAGUUAAACGCUGAAGAGGUCAACAAGAUUUCCCCAACCGGUCACUACGCAUGGGGUUCCAAUUCACGUGGACACGCUCUUCGUGCACGCAAGCUCCUAGGCUGGGAGCCUAAAAUGCCUAAGUUGAUUGACAUGAUCCCGGACAUUGUGGCACUGGAGGCCAAAGAUCUUGGCCUUCGGUGA